This is a messenger RNA of Scatophagus argus, 2632 nucleotides long. RefSeq names its product syntaxin binding protein 4 (gene stxbp4). Gene Ontology annotation, biological process: regulation of insulin secretion involved in cellular response to glucose stimulus; insulin receptor signaling pathway. Lineage: Eukaryota; Metazoa; Chordata; Actinopteri; Scatophagidae. The coding region runs from base 247 to 2547 and encodes 766 amino acids. The record is from RefSeq and is a predicted model, not a curated record. Gene Ontology annotation, cellular component: cytoplasmic vesicle. Gene Ontology annotation, molecular function: syntaxin binding. The transcript has 22 exons.
UGUGUGUGUGUGUGUGUGUGUGUGACAGACGGGUAUCAGCAUGGAUUAGUGAGUAAAGGUAAGCGUGUUUCUCCCUGUCGAGGCGGAUUUCCUUCCUCUCCUCUCAGCCACACACACCGACCUGGUUUGAACCGCCGUCUCCUCCUCCUGCUGCUGUCUGAUGGUGCUGUGACACUUUGUGUGUGUGUGUGUGUGUGUGUGUGUGUGUGACUGGCUGGUUGUUUUCCUGUCUUGGACCGCUGUGCGAUGCCAUUCCUCCCUCAGGACGCUGAGCGACUCGAUGGGCUGUCUCUGCUCUACUGGACGAUCAUGGGCCCACACGGCACCAACCGAGCCGUUCAGAGGCUGGAGUUCAGCGACUGCAAGAAGGGACUCGGUGUGAAGAUAAUUGGAGGUUAUCGAGAGCUGACAGGAGAAGAGUUUGGCAUCUACAUCAAGCGUGUGGUCGGCGGUGGGUUGGCAGCUCAGGACGGUCGGCUUAAGUCAGGUGACCUGAUUUUGGAUGUCAAUAACAUCAGUCUGAUAGGGGUGACCAAUGAGAGGGCGGUGGAGAUCCUGAGGACAGCCUCACUCUCAAACCACAUGUCCCUGCUGAUCGCCAGAGACGAUGAAUCCAGGAGGGAGUUUGCUGGGCUGUUGGAAAAGUGCGGCUCCAACAAUGUCACAGCUUCAGGACGAAUUUCUCCCCCUCAGGUGCCCACAGGGAAGCUGACAGACACGGCCUCCUCAUCCUCCUCUUCCAGAUCAGAGAGUCCCCAGCUUCUCAGCCCUAAAGAUGGGGUCAGCACCUACGCCCACGCCCCUCCUUACAUAGCCACCGCCCCCUACACCGUGGCCACGCCAACACACACCUUCAGCGACAGUGUCAUUCAGUUGAUAUGCGUUGCCAAGGGAACAGGCCUGGGGCUCGUCAUCAAAGGCGGGGCUAACCGUGCAGAAGGACCAAUGGUGUUCAUUCAGGAAAUCGUACCUGGAGGAGACUGCCAGAAGGAUGGCAGACUGCAGGUCGGGGACCAACUGCUGUCCAUCAACAAAGAGUCCCUGAUUGGAGUGACGUAUGAGGAGGCCAGGACCAUCCUGACUCGCACCAAACUCAGACCAGACCCCACAGUGGAAAUUGCCUUCAUCCAUAGGAGGUCGUCCUCCAGCUCCAGCAGCGGACCUCACAGCCCCAUCUCCCUCCAAGGCUCCAGCACUGGAGGUGGACCCCAGACGAGGCCCCUGGGGCCUCCACAGCCUGCUGUGGUCACCAAGAUCACUUCCAGCAGAAACCCUGCCAGCGAGACUCUGCCAGCAGUCAACAUCAGCCAGGUUUGCGUGUCUCCAGCCAGAGCAGAGCAGAAUCGGGCCUCCUCUCCACCAGAGGGCGACAGCGUCACUGAAACAAACCCUGAACCUGCCAGCGGUCAGCCUCAUCACAGGAAGUGUCCCCUCAGCACGAGCUGUCGCCUCAGACUGGAGAGGCUGGAGCAGGCUCUGGAUCUGCUCAGCCUGAAGCCCACAGAGGCUCAGCGACAGGCGAUCAGGUCCAGACUUCAAGCCGAUGCAGCUGGGACGGUGGCCUUCACAGAUUUUGAGAGCCUGAUCCGGGAGCUGUUCAAGCCUCAGCUGGAGGAGUUGGCCGUCACCCAGCCGGGGUCACGGUUCACAUCUGAUGACCUGUCCAGUUUGUUGGAGUCACCGACCAACCCGCAGCCGUCUCCGUCAGACUCGGAGGACCUGGAGGAGAUGGAGAGGCUGAGGAAGGAGCACAUCGAGGCUCUCAGGGAGAUCAAGAGGCUGCAGGAGCAGCUGGUCGAGUCUCAGAGAGUUCACCUUCAGAUGGAGGAGGAGCUCAGCAAAGUCAAACAGGAGGUAAAACUUGGCGCGGAGGAGAGUCGCGCCCUAAGGACUCGGAUCCAGCUGGCGGAGGCGGCUCAGAAGCAGGCGAGGGGGAUGGAGAUGGACUACGAGGAGGUGAUACACCUGCUAGAGGCCGAGAUCGCCGAGCUGAAGACUCAGAGAGUGGAGCAACCGGCGUCGACCAAUAAGGAGGAGACGGAGGAGCUGAAGAAGAAAGUCACCAUCCUGGAGUGUCAACUACGGAAGAGCGAAGCGGCCAAGAAAGGCUUUGAGAUGUCCACAGGAAAACUGCUGAGCUUUGUGGAGAACGUUCAGGAGUUCCUGCUCGAAAGCCACGGACCAACCAAGAGCUACAGUUCGGGAGAUGUUAAAGUCGGAGCGUCGUCUCAAGGCCUCCCACCCCGCUACAAGAAAAGUCCCUGGACUUCGGCAACGCUUGCCCAAGAGGCGAAGGAGCUCACACGGACUGUCAGAGCGAUCCUGGAGGUCGACUGUCUUCCUUAUGGAUGGGAGGAGGCCUACACCGCAGACGGAGUCAAGUACUUCAUCAAUCACGUGACCCAGACGACAUCAUGGAGCCUCCCUGUGACCAGCGGCAGCACCUCGGGGCCCCCUGCUCCUCUAGAGUCCUCACAGCUGGAGGGAGACCGGGACGGGGAGGCGACGGCCCGGAGGCCCAGCCCGUCCGUAGAGACGGAGAUGUGAAGAUCUGCAGCAGAUUCUCACUCGUGUUCCUCGGUUGAAAUCUCUACCUGACCUGUAGUAACCCACAGAGCUCUUCUUUAAAGAU